GGUUAAUAAAAUAAAAUAACACCGGCUAGCUACCUAGCUAAUUAUCACCCUACGGUCCCGUCCACACCACCACCACCGGCCCUUCUCCAAUCGCCACCGAUUCCUCUGGCCGGAGACCGAUCCCUCCCACCCGCCGCCACCUCCGUCGCAGCCUCCUCGUCGCGCGGCGGCCGCCGUCUCCGCCGCACGCGCCUCGCGCUCGGUACGCACCCGUCGAUCCCCUCUUUCUGUCCGCCUCUGUCGAAUCGGCGGGGGGCGCUGCCGAGAGUAACUCGAGAGGGAUGAAAUACUCUGUCCGCCUCUCUCCGAUCUGAAUCGCCUCUGGAUUGGAUCAGAGACUUGCAUACCUGAACAGCCUCGAAAGGAACGAUGGCGCUAUCACGUAGUAUGAGGACAUGCUUGCAUAGUGGAAGACUUGCCGCCCUGGCAAUACUGGUCUCUGCUGGGAUCGUAUUGCAGAUUUUGGCAUGUGCUCUUUAUAACAACUGGUGGCCAAUGUUAACAGUUCUGAUGUACCUCAUACUACCCAUGCCACUCAUAUUUUUCCUGGGCUCCGAUUCUCCGUCGAUCAUGUCGAACGAGAAUGAUGGGUGGGUGAACUUCACCAAGUUCCUGACGGGCGCGUCGAUCGUGGGCAGCAUCGCCAUCCCGUCGAUACUGAAGCACGCCGGCGUUAUCGGGUGGGGCGCGCUGACGAUGGAGCUGUCCUCCUUCGCCGUCUUCGGGCUGGCCAUCGUGUGGUUCCUCCAGAUGAACUCUGAGGACGAGUACAGCGCCUUCUGAUCUCCAGAGCUUCAUCCUCUCCCGAAUCUAUGGUCUGCGUGCUAUUGGCGGUACCACACUAGAAAUAGGGAUCAUCAACUUGUGAAUAUCUACAGUAUGAUUUGGAGCAUUGGUGUGCUUGACCUUGCUUAUAUCAGUGAAGUGUGCCUGUUCAGUUGCGUGUACAGAUAUCCUCUGCCUGCUAGCAAUUGGAUUUCUGUUGGUAGGAACUUGAACUUCCAUUGAUGAUCUCACUUGCAUCGGUCAGCUGUUUGCCAUGGCAUCAGUGCAUACUCUGUCUAGCUUCUGCCGCCUUUCGUCGGUAUGAUAUUUCAACAUAAUGCAUCUUGCUUUGAUC
Molecule: messenger RNA, 1120 nt
Organism: Aegilops tauschii subsp. strangulata
Lineage: Eukaryota; Viridiplantae; Streptophyta; Magnoliopsida; Poales; Poaceae
Product: vacuolar protein sorting-associated protein 55 homolog
Biological process (GO): late endosome to vacuole transport via multivesicular body sorting pathway
Cellular component (GO): endosome
Source: RefSeq, a predicted model, not a curated record